Pocillopora damicornis (cauliflower coral) is the source of this 1128-nucleotide messenger RNA. RefSeq lists its product as uncharacterized. Gene Ontology annotation, cellular component: mitochondrion; glycine cleavage complex; cytoplasm. Lineage: Eukaryota; Metazoa; Cnidaria; Anthozoa; Scleractinia; Pocilloporidae. The record is from RefSeq and is a predicted model, not a curated record. Gene Ontology annotation, biological process: protein lipoylation; glycine decarboxylation via glycine cleavage system.
GAAUAUGGCUACCUUCGUGAGUAGAGCCUGUGGGAUUGUUCCUCAAUUUUUUAGUGUAUCCACCAAGAGGGUAGUGAUCUGCAGCUCUAGGGUGGAAAGUAAACGGCUUCUACACGUCGGAAGGUGUUUAUUAGCGGAACGAAAAUACACAAAGAAACAUGAAUGGAUCAGUGUAGACAAUGGAAUUGGAUCAAUAGGAGUAACAGACUAUGCCCAGAAAGAAUUAGGAGAAGUUGUUUAUGCUCAGCUUCCUGAGGUGGAAGAUACAUUUAAUAUAGGAGAUGAAAUUGGUGCAUUAGAAAGUGUCAAAGCUGCUGCAGAUAUUUACUCGCCAGCGAAAGGUGAAGUUAGUGAGAUAAACGGUGAACUGGAGAGUAACCCUGGUUUGGUGAAUGAAUCUCCCUAUGAUAAAGGCUGGCUGGUCAAAAUGAAAGUUGAAGAGUUGGCAGAUGACCUUCUGUCAGAAGAAGAAUAUAAUGACCUGGUCAAGAGUAUUGAUCAUUGAUUGUAAACAGAGAACAAUAAUUAUUUUUAUAAUAAUUAUUUAAAAUAUCUUUGUGAACUAGUUGUUUUGACUGAACAGUGCUCAAAACUGACUCUAUUAUAAAACAUAUCCAAUUUUUAACAUAAACUAUUUAUAGAAGCAAAGCCAUUUCAAACAACUUGGUUUAAGUUUAGUUUGUAAUGCUUAAGUGCUUUGAAUUCAGGGGAUUGAUGUCAAAGUGGGUGUGGCUCAACCCUUGCACUACCAGCAACAACCAUUUUAAGUCAAUGUUUAGCAAUUUAUUUCAAUUAUUAAAAGGGGAACAUUAUCCUGGUGUAACACCAAAUUUUCAGAAAUUAGAAGAAUUUGCUGGUAGAUCUUUCAUGCAGAAGAGUUACAUGCCUGUUGGUCAAUCAAAUAGCAAUCAUUUGGAGAUAUGAACCAUUAACUCCCAUUAGUGAUUAACAUGUAACUUCUCCCUAUGAUAUAUGUACAUUAACCAGUAAACGGGUGAUGGGACUAGCUAAACUUAUCAGUUAGAAGUUUUAAUUUGAUUUACAAGGAAAUGUGCAGCAACUAGAUGGAAGAAUUAACAUACAGAUUUUGGGAGUUAAAGGAUUAAUAGGGUACAAAACUGCUUGGUA